This is a messenger RNA of Sinocyclocheilus grahami, 1529 nucleotides long. Its product is annotated as myeloid differentiation primary response protein MyD88-like. The coding region runs from base 246 to 1100 and encodes 284 amino acids. The transcript is spliced from 6 exons. Lineage: Eukaryota; Metazoa; Chordata; Actinopteri; Cypriniformes; Cyprinidae. Gene Ontology annotation, molecular function: TIR domain binding; Toll-like receptor binding. The record is from RefSeq and is a predicted model, not a curated record. Gene Ontology annotation, biological process: toll-like receptor 4 signaling pathway; positive regulation of canonical NF-kappaB signal transduction; Toll signaling pathway. Gene Ontology annotation, cellular component: plasma membrane.
UGUACGCGUAUUUCGUCAUUUCUCUGACUCGUGUUUUAUUUUUUUUGGCGAACAUUUCCUCAAUCUUCCCCGUUGUUUAGUGUACGUAUUGCAGGUCGUGAUUUUGUCGUUUUUUGCAGCUUAUCGGUAAGCGUCAGGAAAUGACACCUUCAAAUAUUUAACUUUUUCGUAUCACUUUCUCUUCUCGAGUUAAACGCGGAGAUUAACAGCUUGAGUUUGGGUAACCGUGAGAUUUUGCCAUAAAUAUGGCAUCAAAAUCAAGUAUGGACUAUGAGGCGAUUCCAGUAACCGCUUUAAACUGCAGUUUCCGAAAGAAACUGGGGCUGUAUUUGAAUCCAACAAACGCAGUGGCAGCAGACUGGAGGACAGUCGCCGAAAUGAUGGACUUUACCUACCUGGAGAUCAGAAACUUCGAGAAAAGCGAGUAUCCCUUUGAAAAGGUCUUAACGGAGUGGGAACCUCGUCCAGAGGCCACAGUAGCAAAUUUACUGUCGAUUUUAGAAAAAGCUGAAAGGAAAGAUGUCAUAUCAGACCUCAGAGACAUUAUAGAUGAUGACUGCAGGAAGUAUUUGGAAAGACAGAUGAGGAAGCCUGUCCAGGUUCCAGUGGUGGACAGCUGUGGCCCGCGCACACAGGAGCGAGAAGGCAUCACGCUGUAUGAUAAUCCACAAGGACUAACACCGGAGACCUUUGAUGCUUUCAUCUGCUAUUGUCAGAGUGACUUCCAGUUUGUGCAUGAGAUGAUCAAACAGUUAGAACAGACUGAAUGCAACCUGAAGCUGUGUGUCUUUGACCGAGACGUCCUUCCUGGCGCAUGUCUGUGGACCAUCACCAGUGAGCUCAUAGAAAAAAGGUGCAAGAGGAUGGUGGUGGUCAUUUCUGAUGACUAUCUGGACAGUGAUGCAUGUGAUUUUCAGACUAAGUUUGCACUCAGCCUUUGCCCAGGAGCUCGCUCUAAACGUCUAAUCCCUGUUGUCUACAAAUCCAUGAAGAGGCCUUUUCCCAGCAUUCUCCGUUUUCUGACCAUCUGUGAUUACACCAGACCCCGCACACAGGACUGGUUCUGGAUGCGAUUGGCCAAAGCACUCUCGCUGCCCUGAUCUUUUCCAUAGACACUGUUAAAUGGGUCAUGAACUGCCUUUUCUAUUAUUUUGUACUGUUCUCUGAGGUCCACUAAUAAUGUUAUCAAGAUUUGUACAUGAAAAAACAUCAUUUAGAAGUAAUACGGUAUUUACUGUCCUGUUUGACCCCACCUCAUCAGAACACUACAUUUGAAUAGGUUUGGCAGAUAGUUGACUCAGAAGUUAACGCCCACCGUUAUGAUUGGCUAACAGUUGUGCAUGUUUGAGAGCCUACAUCCUUCAUCGAUGGACGCUGCUGAGAUUUAGGUUAAAUACUCAGUACAUAUCAAACGUUUUGUUUAACAGACAAUGCAAUAGUGAGCACGUAAUAAAAACAGUUACUCACACUUGUGUGGUGCGACGUUACUGUCGGAUCCAAUAUAGUCGGCACAGCAUCUCGGCACAGCA